UGUUGGGAUAUGAUCGCAGGCCUGCAGAAGUAUUGCGAUGGAGUUUGAUCAUUUGAUUGACUUUGUUAUAGUUUUAUAAACUGCACAUGUUUUAUUCAUAGGGUCUCCGAAGUCCGAACUCCAAACUACCAAAGCAGUGAAAUGCAUGUCUGGAACUGCAACCACCAAUCUCACACCAUCUCAGUGAUCUCAAGGAGAUUCAUUUCAUAUCGUUCAAUCUCACAUAACUCGCUCUGUCUCGACAAUCUCUUGCCUUUACCCGAGGACAUUGCUUCCAUUUCGCUUCCUUUUGAUCAAAACGAUACACCCAGCAUUCACCGAUGGGACGCCAUCAUCAGAGACAUUUCUGCAAGCUCCCAACCCGAAAAGUCUCUCAUUGUCUAUGCCAUGAUGCGAAGAAAAGGUGUAACUCCCAGCAUGCACACUUUCCCUUCCCUUCUCAAAUCCGUUUCCAAGUCUCAAAACCAUAACCCAUAUCAGCUUUGGCCUCAUAUUGUUAAGUUCGGAUUGAAUUCUGACCCUUUUGUAAAGAAUUCAUUGAUUUCAGCCCUUUUCAGCUCUGGACGCAUGGAACUCGCUCGUCAAGUGUUCGAUGAAAAUGAGCAAGCGGAUGUGGUUUCUUGGACUGCUUUAAUCAAUGGGUAUUUAAAAACUGGUUCUCUUGUUGAAGGGUUGACAUGUUUCAAGGAAAUGAGAUUAAGAGGUGUAAAAGUUGAUGGAAUGACUGUUGUUAGUGUCCUUAGUGCUGCAGGAAAAAUGGGUAAUAUUUGGUUUGGAAGGAGUAUUCAUGGAUUUUUUAUGGAAACAGGGAGAGUCAAAUGGGAUGUGUUCGUUGGUAGUGCCCUUGUUGAUAUGUAUUCAAAAUGUGGGUGCUGUGAUGAUGCAAGAAAAUAUUUUGAUGAAAUGCCAAGAAAAAAUGUGGUUUCUUGGAGUGCUUUGAUAGCUGGCUAUGUGCAAUGUAAUAGAUUUAUGCAGGCACUUGUCGUUUUUCAGGAUAUGCUAAUGGAGAAUGUUAGGCCUAGUGAAUUUACGUUUACUAGUGUUCUCACUGCUUGUGCCGAAAUGGGGGCUUUGGUCCAAGGAAUGUGGGUUCAUGGAUAUAUGGAUAGAUGUAAACUGGAGAUGAAUUCCAUUGUUGGGUCGGCUUUGAUAAAUAUGUAUACAAAGUGCGGGUGUUUGAAUGAGGCUUUCAUGGUUUUUAAGAAGCUGAGUGGAAAGGAUCUUUUUAUUUGGAAUGCCAUGAUUAAUGGAUUGGCGAUGCAUGGUGAUGCAAUAGGCUCCUUUAAUCUGUUCUGGGAAAUGUUAGGCAGCGGUAUUCAUCCAAAUGAAGUUACCUUCCUUAAUGUUCUUAGCGCAUGUUCGCAUGGAGGUCUUGUUGAUGAGGGACGUAAGCUCUUCGCAAUGAUGAAGCAUAGGUACUGUAUGGCUCCUAGUGUAGAUCAUUACAGUUGCAUGGUUGACCUGCUUGGUCGGGCAGGGCACUUGGAAGAAGCAAGGAAGUUGAUUAAAGAUAUGCCAAUAGAGCCGACGGCUGGAGUAUGGGGAGCCUUGUUUGGGGCCUGUGUGAUUCACAAGGCAUAUGACCUAGGGGAAUGUAUAGGAAAGCAUUUGAUCAAGUUGCAGCCGAAUCAUAGUGGUAGAUAUGCCCUUUUGGCAAACUUGUACUCGAGGUGCCAAAAAUGGGAUUCAGCCGCUCAGAUAAGAAAGCUCAUGAAAGAGAAAGGUGUUAAAAAGACACCAGGGUGUAGCUGGAUAGAAGUCAAUGGUGCAACCCAUGAGUUCAUUGCUUUUGAUGGAUCUCAUUCUGAAUUCCAUAGUCUGAACCAGGUGAUGGAUAGUUUUAUAGUUCAAUUGACUCUUGCUGAUUAUGCUACAGAUUGUAGCUUAUUUGCAUUUGAUGUUGAUGCGGAUUGAGAAAAUAUUCCACAAUGUGUGCUUGCAUUGUUGACAGCUGACGAGGUGGAUUAGACUUCUUAAUUAAUUACAGUAAAUCUUUAAACCAAACAAUGUGGG
Theobroma cacao (cacao) is the source of this 2013-nucleotide messenger RNA. Its product is annotated as Pentatricopeptide repeat (PPR) superfamily protein. Gene Ontology annotation, biological process: RNA modification. Lineage: Eukaryota; Viridiplantae; Streptophyta; Magnoliopsida; Malvales; Malvaceae. Gene Ontology annotation, molecular function: protein binding; RNA binding. The record is from RefSeq and is a predicted model, not a curated record.